Molecule: messenger RNA, 1739 nt
Organism: Cuscuta epithymum
Lineage: Eukaryota; Viridiplantae; Streptophyta; Magnoliopsida; Solanales; Convolvulaceae
Source: the annotation of a GenBank genome assembly
CCACUGCCAAAUUCUUAUCCUCUUUAAAACCCCAUCCUUUUGCGCUAUCCUUCCUACUUCCUACGAAGGUUUCUCUUCUUUUUUGCUGCUAUUAUCAAUAACUUGAUUUCUAGGCAGAAGAUUUUCAGUGGAAGAUUUUUAUAUCUCGUUGAAGAGCUAUGGAGUUUACUAGCUUCGUCGAUACUUCAUUGGGACUGAAUGUGAUGCCCAUCAGAGUUCGCGAAAACGGGCCGAAACAACAAGUCCAAAGCAGUAUCACUGGCUUGGGAAGGAACUCUGGAAACAAUGAUGAGGAAGUCGAGGCGAUGGAGGAGUUGAGAAAAUUGAGUGAAGAGAACAAGAGGUUGAGUGAAGUGCUGAUGGUGGUGUGUGAGAACUACAAUGCGUUGAGGGAACAGGUGAGGGAGUACGUGAACAAGCAAAGCAGCAACAGCAAUGGAGGUAGUAAUAGCAGUGAUGAUCAUCACAGCCAUGUUGUUUUGGGAUCAAGAAAGAGAAAAGCUGAGAGCAAUAAUCAUGGCAGCAAAAAGAAAAAGCAGAUCAACCAAAAGAUGGAUGGCCAUAACUCUGAGAGCAGUUCAAGUGAGGAAAACUCUGCUGCAAACAAGUCACCCCCCUCAGCAAGGGAUGUGGAUGUGGGCCCCCACCUCCACCCCAUCAAUGCCAAUUCCUCCAAAGUUUAUGUAAAGACAGAAGCAUCAGACACCAGCCUUAUUGUGAAUGAUGGGUAUCAAUGGAGGAAAUAUGGUCAGAAGGUAACAAGAGACAAUCCUUGUCCAAGGGCUUACUUCAGAUGCUCUUUUGCUCCUACCUGCCCAGUCAAGAAGAAGGUUCAAAGAAGCAUAGAAGAUCAGUCAAUUUUGGUGGCGACAUACGAAGGAGAGCACUAUCACCACCCCCUCCCUUCGAAGCCAGCGGCUGUGGUCAGCCGUUCUUUGCCUCUCGUGGGUGGUGGCUGCGCCAGCCCCCUCAACUCCCAAGCACCAAACCCAGCCGUGCCCAAAACAGCACCAUAUGGUGCUAAGAUAUCAAGCCCGACGGAGAGGUUUAUUCCGGCUGAUAGACCGGAGUUUCAGAAGGUCUUGAUCGAACAAAUGGCCUCUUCCUUGACAAAAGACCCUUCCUUCAAAGCAGCUCUUGCAGCAGCCAUUUCAGGAAAAUUUCUCCAACACAAUAGUGGCAGGGAGAGCUGGUGAAAUAUGUCCAUAAUACCAAAUCAAGAAGAGAUUAUGUCACUUGGUGUUACUUGCCAUUAGCCGAUUCUUAGUCAAAAUUAGAAGUAGUUCGAUUGCCUUUUUUAGUCCUGCUUGGUGGCGAAAUUUGAAACGUGCAUGUAUAUACACUAGCAACUAGCAUUGUUUAUCAUGGAGGGUCAACAUGGGUGUUUGACCCUCUCUUUCGGCAAGAGGUUGAAAGUUCAAGGCCGAAAUGCCUUUCUUUUGUACUGUAGCAGCCCUAGCAGUAUUACACACGAAGUAUAAGGAUUCAAAUUUCAAAGGAAUCUGAACAACCUCACUUCAGCUCUAUUUGACUUUUUUCUCGUGUUCUGUAGUUUGAAUAGUUCCUUCCUACAAUGUGCAUCUUUUUCAACAUAUAUAUGACCUGCCUCACCAGUCAUCAUACAGAGGCAGAAGAAAUGUAGAACAUUGACUUGCCAAGUAGGUAUGAUUCAAUAAGUAAAUUUUAAGUACUUUACCUCAUUUGAUAGGUUUAUGAUUUUCAUAUCACGCUAACAACAU